CACUAACAGAAUAUCCUUCAAAAUAUCCUCUUUACAGACUAUACUAAGGUUAGUGUGUUACACCAUUCAGUGAUGUGCGGGAUAUACUACCCAGAUAUUCAUAGACAGAUGCAUACCUACCUGGGUAGGUACCUAGCUAUACUUAGGUAGCGUGCCUAGCAGGUAGGUAGGUAGGAGGUGAGUAUAUAUUUAGUCCUGUACGUGCUGUUCAGAGCCGUGUAUGAUGUGCAACACCUAGUAGUCACAUAGCACCUAAUCUCUAUCUUCACCGUUGUACGAACCUUACACGCAAUGGUCACUCAGUUCAAAGCCCUCAUAUUCGACCUUGGGGGAGUUCUGUUAGAAUGGGAUCGUAGUAGCGUCAACGCUUUAUCGCGUAGUCAAUUCUCAACUAUUAUGAACUCGACGUUCUGGCACGAUUUAGAUAGGGGGAAGCUCACAGUCAAAGAAGCAUGUGAUCAUUUCGGCAAUGUACUUGGAGUAGAUCCUUCCAUAGUCGAAGGGUCCCUAGACCAAGCCCAGAAAUCGUUGACAGCCAACAUUCCCCUUGUGCAAACCAUCUACGAUCUCAAGGCCUCAAAUCCCGAGCUCGAAUUCUACGUCAUGUCUAAUAUCUCGCGCGAGCAUUUUGAAGUUGUCCAAGCCUUAGACAUACCUUGGCCAAUGUUCAACAGAUCAUUUGCAUCAGGGCUCGAAGGCAUGCGCAAGCCUGACCUAUGCUUCUUUGAACACGUCAUUAAAGAAAUCGGACAUGAUCCGACGGAAAUGAUAUUCCUCGACGACACGCCCGAGAAUAUAUGCGCAGCCCGAUCCUUGGGGAUCCACUCCAUACUGGUCGACAACCGACUGGCCAAAGUCGGCGGGACACUGCGGAAUCUCAUGGAAGACCCCCUAGCUCGCGCAGGAGAUUACAUGGAAGCCAACGCCAAGAAGCACCACUGCGUUGUGGAGGGCCACGACGACAUCAUCCUCAAGGACAACUUCGCGCAGCUCCUCAUCUGGGAGCUCACUGGCGACGAAGACAUAAUUUACCUGAAAUGGCCCACCGGGGCACUGAGCGGGAGUCCAGAUAGCAAAGUCAACGGUAACACCCAGCCCACGACCUUCUCUACCAGCGACGUUGAGAGCGGCCUGUGGAACUACUUCUACGAGAAGCCUGCCCUCACCACCCGGGAGUUCCCGCCCGACGCAGACACGACAGCGAUAGCGUACCUGUCCCUGCCCCCGGACCGUCUCCGCCGCGUGGCCGACAUCGAGAAGGUGCUGGACCUGAUGGUGGCAAACGCGGACCCCAGCGGCAUAAUGCAGACGUACUUCGCCGCCUCGCGGCCGCGGACCACGCCGGAGGUGUGCUGCAACAUCGUGCGCGCCUUCCACCGCUUCGGCCACGGCGCCGACCCGCGCAAGAAGCAGACCGAGGACUGGGUCGUCCAGUGCCUGGCCAACGGCGCCUGCCUCGACGGCAACAGGUACUACUCGACGCCCGAGAGCUUCCUGUACUUCGUCGCGCUGCUGCACGCCGAGUGUGCCGCUACCACCACCACCACCACCACCACCACCACCGCGUCGUCGUCGCUGAGAGAGAGGCUCGAGGUGGUGAAAGUGAAGCUCGGCGAGCGCCUCGACAUGCCCACGAACCCCGUCGCGCUCGCGCUGCGGAUAUCCGCAUGUCAGGUCGUGGGGAUCGAUCCGCAGCUCUACCGGAAGGACCUCACCAGGCUGCUGGACCUGCAGCAGGAGGACGGGGGGUGGCCGGCCGGCCACUUCUGCUGCUACGGGCGGACGGGCGCCAGGAUAGGCAAUCGGGGGUUGACAACAGCGCUGGCCAUGAAGAUCAUACGGCAUGAGAGAGCGUUGGCAAGUAAGCUCUUCUUCUAGGUGUUCUGACCUAGGUAGCGGGUUCCAGAUAUAUAUCGGCUCGGCGCUUUUUAUCUUUCUACAAUCUUGCAACUAGGUACCUAAAUAUACCCUACCAUCGGCUAUCGUCAACCGGGACAGACCGGGUCCGGGACACCGGUUCCCCACCAAAAUCCACUAAAACUCACCAUUUUUAAAAAGGUGUAGCUAGCUCAAUAAAAUCGAUAAAAUUAU
Hypoxylon fragiforme is the source of this 2091-nucleotide messenger RNA. Its product is annotated as HAD-like protein. The record is from RefSeq and is a predicted model, not a curated record. The transcript is spliced from 3 exons. Bases 292 to 1878 code for a protein of 528 amino acids. Lineage: Eukaryota; Fungi; Ascomycota; Sordariomycetes; Xylariales; Hypoxylaceae.